GAGCCGCACAUGCAGGUCUGGGUGCAGACACACGCUGGCAUGCCUGCUUGCCCAUAUGUGCUCCGUAGCCUAGUGUAUAUGUAGGGGGCCAAGCCAGCCUUCCCCAGGCUGAUCUGUCUUCUUGAUUUGAGUGCUUAGGCUGCCAUGACAACGUGUUUGCCAUAAUUCGCCGACAACCCACGAUGGCAGGUGACUGUGGUUCGACCUGCCCAGCCGCAGAUAACUUCUACUCCUACGACCCGAGUGUAGGCGGAAAUGCCGUCUUACUAGCAGCCUUUGCUAUUCUCUCUCUCGUGGUGCCAUACCUUGGCUUUCGGUCAUGGACGCCCCUGUUCUCCGCAACUCUGACCACAGGCCUCCUGGCUGAGGUGUUGGGGUUUGUCGGCAGAGUCCUCCUUCACUCGACAAGGAACAGCCGGACCUACUUCUUCCUCUUCUUGUUCGGCACCGUUUUAGGACCGACCUUCAUCAGUGCCUCCAUUUUUAUUGUCCUACCGCAUAUACUCGGCAUCUACGGAGAACCCAUCAGCCCUUUCCGACCUCUAGUGGCUGGCUUGGUAUUCUUCAGCCUUAUCGCCGUGGCUCUGAUUGUGGAGCUCGUCGGUAUCAUUUUUGUCGCGUACGAGUUUAACAACGUCAGCCAAAGCUCAGGGGCCAAGAUCACGGCCGCCGGGCUGGGCAUCCAGGCUGCCAUGUUGUUCGCAUGCAGUGGAUUGCAUUUCUGGUUUACUCUGGGAGUAAGCACCCAGGCUGAGAACCUUGAUGCUAGCCACUCCCAGAUCUACAACUCCUCUCGAUUCAAGAGGUUUCUCAUGGGAAUGCAGGUGGCGAGCGCUCUUCUCAUCGUCUACUCCAUUUACUGCAUCGUCGAAUUCGCCGGCGGUGUGACUGGAACACUCUCCCAGAACCAAACCGCUUUCAUGAUAAUUGGCGGCGCCAUCCCUCUGAUUGCUUGCAUUAUCCUAACAAUUUUCCACCCGGGAACUGCCUUUGGAGAUGCCUGGGCAGCGACGUCGCCUGGCAGAAUCAAGAAGCGUAGUCGACCACCUCCUAUUCAACCCCCACCCGCAGCUAUCCACGCUACGCACCACCGAUACGAUCCAGACAUUCGCAAACAAUUCUCACCCAUGUCUGAGAAGGGGCUGAGGAACUCCGUCGGCCCUCCUGAGCUUCCUGCUGGAUCUCCCGGCCUCCCGGCAAACCCUCGACCCCUGUCUAAACCAUCGAGCCCACGAAGUCCAGCACACACAGUGGCUCUCUCAGAGGUUGCGGAGAGACGAAUUAGUACACGAUCGGAACGCAUGAGCCAAACACAGAGAGAGUUGGUGAAUAGGGAGGAGUUGUGGUGAGAGUGCUUGGAGGAUGUUGCGGAUAAGACAACUGGGCGGAGAGAAGCGGCGUUGGCCGAGUCAGAAGACUCUGGGAAUUGAUACCUCGACCUGCUGCUGGAUAGCUGUAUCUGUUCUCGUAUAUCUUCUCACUCAUGAGGUAGGACUUUUCGCUGCAUCGUUUUGAUUCAUUCCCCACGGGGAUUACUUUGGCUUACAGCUUGAUGCAUAGUUCACUUGUCUAUGUCAUGUCGGAUACUUGAGCACCCCUU
Molecule: messenger RNA, 1600 nt
Organism: Ilyonectria robusta
Lineage: Eukaryota; Fungi; Ascomycota; Sordariomycetes; Hypocreales; Nectriaceae
Product: RTA1 like protein-domain-containing protein
Exons: 3
Coding region: 183-1349 (388 amino acids)
Cellular component (GO): plasma membrane; fungal-type vacuole
Source: RefSeq, a predicted model, not a curated record